AUGGCCACCCCUGGAGAAGGCAACCAGCCCAAUGAUGAUGGGGCACCCCAGCCAGUGGCACAGCUGCAGCAGCUUGAGCCUCGGGUGGCCCGCAGACGACUGUCCCAGGCCCGCCAUCGAGCCACUCUGGUAGGGCUCUUCAACUACCUAAGGAAGACAGUUUACUCCCAAUCUGAUAUCACAGCCUCAAAGUGGCAGGUACUGAAUAAGACGAAGGUUCAUAUUCAGGAAAUGGAACAAAGCUUGGAUAAUUUGCUGAAGCUCAAAGGAUUCUUCAACCUGCAAGAUGGGAAUCCCAACAGCUUACAGGAGGUCAAGGAAGAAUAUGCCAGAAUGUACUCUGACAAUGACAGUUUAUUCCUAAACAGUUUUCCUCAGGACAGCCCCCCUGAAUGGUUCCCCACUGAGGUUGUUGGGCUGGAUGCUGAAGAAGAAGAAGAGGAAGAAGGAGAAGGAGAAGGAGAAGGAGAAGAAGUAGUAGAAGAAGAAGUAGAAGAAGAAGAAAAUGGUGAAGAGAGAGAUGAAGAAGAGUACCAGGAAGAGGAGGAAGAAGAGGAAGAGGAGAAAAAAGUGGAUCUCUCCCACUCCUCUCCCACUCUUUUGCCAGACCUCAUGGAAUUUGAACGGUACCUCAACUUUUACAAGCAGACGAUGGACCUCCUAACCAUGAACAGCAUCAUCUCCGAACAGGAAGUGACACUCCCUAUUGUCUCUGCGGCCAUCUCCCACCUGUGGCAGACUCUCUCUGAGGAGAAAAAGGUCAAGCUCCUACAGGUGUGGGAACAGCAGCACAGCACCUUCUCAGACCUCACCGAGGCCUGUCUAGAGCUGGCCGGUGCGGAGGGGAGCUUGAAGGACAGCGGCAUGGACAGCCAAGGAGCCAGCUGCUCACUGGAGUCCACCCCAGAAGAGAUCCUUUUUGAAGAUGCUUUUGAUGUGGCAAGUUUCCUGGACAAGAGUGAGGCCCAGCGUAUGUCUAACAUCAGUGCUGUGUUUGCCAGCUGCAACUCAGAUAAUCCAGAGGAGAAAUUUCAGCUCUACAUACAGAUCAUUGAGUUUUUCAAAGGCCUUGGCUGUGUUAACACUCCAUUAAACGAGGAACCAGAUCCUCCAGUCGAUGAUGAUAUGAUGCUGUUGAAGUGCCUGGAGACCUUUGAUGAUGAAGAUCUGUAAUGCAGAGGGGCCGAGAAGGAAAAAAAUAAAUGGGGGAAGGGCAGAUUCAAGUUUGAAUACCAGUAGCUAAGGUUAUACCACCUUGUCUUUCAAGACUCACAGAGAAAGGCUGUUUCCAGAAGCCUUUUUGAUGUUCUCAAUUUCUGUUACUAUAAAGUUUUAAGAGCAAUGAU
Molecule: messenger RNA, 1346 nt
Organism: Grammomys surdaster
Lineage: Eukaryota; Metazoa; Chordata; Mammalia; Rodentia; Muridae
Gene: Stra8
Product: stimulated by retinoic acid 8
Exons: 8
Coding region: 1-1173 (390 amino acids)
Biological process (GO): meiotic cell cycle; cellular response to retinoic acid
Source: RefSeq, a predicted model, not a curated record